AUGCAUAGGGGAUACCUUCCUUUUCUCGCCGCGCUGGCCCAGGUCACAGGGUCGCUGGCAAAGACGGUCACAUACAACUGGAACGUUACCUGGGUCUCUGCUAGUCCAGAUGGAUUUGAAAGGCCGGUUAUUGGGAUCAACGAUGCUUGGCCAUGUCCAAAGAUCGAGGCCAAUGUUGGCGACUUUGUCGUUGUCAACCUGAACAACAAGCUGGGGAACGAGACGACCGGUCUCCACUUCCAUGGCAUCAACCAAAUAAGUUCCAAUGACAUGGACGGCGCCGUCGGCACCAAUCAAUGUCCUCUGCCUCCAGACUAUUCCGUCAAAUAUCGGUUCUAUGCCGAUGCACCUGGCACAUAUUGGUAUCAUUCGCAUAGUAUGGGGCAGUAUCCAGACGGCCUCCGCGGGCCGCUGAUUAUUCAUGACCCCGACGACCCGUACGAAGACGACUACGACGAGGAAGUCAUCCUUACACUGUCUGAUUGGUACCGUGAUCAGACGCCAACAUUGCUGCAGACUAUGAUCCAGCCCAAUAAUACGCAAUUUGCUCCUCCGCUGCCUAAUAGCACUCUAAUCAAUGACGGGGGUGAUGGUCACAUCCCCGUUGAGGCGGGCAAGACGUAUCGCAUCCGGAUGAUUAACUGGUCCGCUAUGUUCUCCACCUUCAUAACAUUUGCAGACUUUGACAUGGAUGUCAUUGCAAUCGACGCUUCGUAUGUGCAGAGGACGUCCGUGCAGCAACUGCGCAUAUCCGCCGCCCAGCGGACAGAUGUCCUGAUCACAAUCCCCGAUGAUGCAGACAGGAACUACCCGUAUCUUGUUGCCUUGGACGUGAAUCAAGAUUUUUCGUCCAAAAACCCUCCGAGACCAGUCUCGUUCCUGUUUAACGUCACUGGCCUGUUGGUCACGGAUGACGACGGGGACAAGACCGAGACAUUUGACGUCCAAGCUUUCGAGCCCUUCGACGAUGCUACCUUCGCCCCGGAGGACGAUGAAGAGGUGUACGGCCCCGUCGAUAAACAGUGGAUCCUGUUUUUCGACUACUGCCACGAUGUCAAUGGGUAUCCCAGGGCAUGUUUCAACGACACGAUGUACAUUCCGCAGAAGGUUCCAGCGUUGUAUUCGGCAUCUUCCUUAGGAGAGAACAACACCCAGACCGCUGCGUACGGGCAGGUGAACCCUUUCAUCGCCGAGUACGGCGACGUGAUCGAGAUAAUAAUCAACAACAACAACGACGCGAUCCACCCGUUCCACCUGCACGGGCACCAGUUCCAGGUCCUCGCGCGUCCGGAAAGCGAGGCGGGGAACUGGUCCGCCGACGUGGCCAUUAACGAUGUGCCACCGAGGCGAGACACCAUCGCCGUGAACUCAAAAUCGUACGCUGUGUUUCGCAUCAAGGCCGACAAUCCGGGUGUUUUCCUGUUUCACUGCCAUGUCGAGUGGCACGUCGAGAUGGGUCUAAGUGCAACCUUGCUCGAGGCCCCCGACAAGCUGCGAAACUACACGAUCCCCCAGGACCACAUCGACGCCUGCGACGCUAUGGGCAUACCGACGACAGGCAACGCCGCCGGAAACGAGGAUUGGGAUAACACGGAUGGCUUCGUUACGGUGCCACCGACGGAAUACACAGGGUAA
Annulohypoxylon maeteangense is the source of this 1635-nucleotide messenger RNA. Its product is annotated as putative ferroxidase. NCBI's taxonomy places the organism in Eukaryota, Fungi, Ascomycota, Sordariomycetes, Xylariales, Hypoxylaceae. Gene Ontology annotation, cellular component: high-affinity iron permease complex. Gene Ontology annotation, biological process: reductive iron assimilation; cellular response to iron ion starvation. Gene Ontology annotation, molecular function: copper ion binding; ferroxidase activity. The record is from RefSeq and is a predicted model, not a curated record. Bases 1 to 1635 code for a protein of 544 amino acids. The transcript has 4 exons.